Molecule: messenger RNA, 469 nt
Organism: Dufourea novaeangliae
Lineage: Eukaryota; Metazoa; Arthropoda; Insecta; Hymenoptera; Halictidae
Gene: Bet5
Product: trafficking protein particle complex subunit 1
Exons: 3
Coding region: 32-469 (145 amino acids)
Biological process (GO): endoplasmic reticulum to Golgi vesicle-mediated transport
Cellular component (GO): TRAPP complex
Source: RefSeq, a predicted model, not a curated record
UGUACGUAAGACAAGCAGUAACAGUGGGAAUAUGACAAUUCACAAUUUAUACAUAUUUUCCAAAAAUGGAACGUUACUGUAUUACACUGAAUGGAGUAGACUGAAUAAAUCUGGAAUCACAAAAGAAGAGGAAGCUAAAUUGAUGUAUGGAAUGCUAUUUUCCAUUAAAUCCUUUGUAAGUAAAAUAUCACCACUGGACCCAAACGAAGGAUUUUUGUAUUUCAAAACUAGUAAAUACACAUUGCACUAUUUUGAAACUCCCUCUGGAUUGAAAUUUGUUUUAAAUACGGAUAAUAUUUCACAGAAUGCUAGAGAAUUGUUACAACAGUUAUAUAGAGAGGUUUAUUUAGAAUAUGUAGUAAAGAAUCCAUUAUGCCAAUUAAAUGAACCAAUUCAAAGUGAACUGUUUAAAUUAAAAGUAGACGAAUUGUUUAAAAAGUCACCGCUAUAUUUAAGUAGAACAAUUUAA